Messenger RNA from Equus quagga, 4685 nucleotides. RefSeq names its product intercellular adhesion molecule 5 (gene ICAM5). The record is from RefSeq and is a predicted model, not a curated record. Gene Ontology annotation, molecular function: integrin binding. The transcript has 10 exons. Gene Ontology annotation, biological process: cell-cell adhesion. Gene Ontology annotation, cellular component: membrane. NCBI's taxonomy places the organism in Eukaryota, Metazoa, Chordata, Mammalia, Perissodactyla, Equidae. The coding region runs from base 1569 to 4532 and encodes 987 amino acids.
AGGGAUCUGAGCGCAUUUGGGGACCCCUACUGGAUCAAUAAAGCCUUCCUCAGCCAGACUGGGUCCGCGGUCUAAAGGUCCCGCAUGAGUGCGUCUCCCCGAGGAAGUGGUCUUUCUUGGCCUGGCCUCAAUCUCUUUCUCCAAAUUCUCGGUCUCCCUAAGGGGCCCUGAGGGGUCCUCGCUCUGGUCCCCCUGGGGUCCCCGGAGCUCCGAUCCCUCUGCAUUCCCAGCCGGUGUAGUGUAACCUCUCCUGCGGGCGCUAUGGGUGCGGAGCAGUGGGAAAAGCCGGGGCCCUGGAGCGCUUCGGGCUGGGGGAGGGCUGUUUCUCGGGAUGGCUUUUCCUGAUUGGCUCCGCCGCCAGCACGCAGCGGCUCUGAUUGGAUGUUAAGUUUCCUUUCCCAUCCCCCCCUCCGCUUUAGACCCCGCACUUUCGUGGAGCACAGGGGUGGGAGAGCACGGAUCCCCAAGGGUCACCAUCAGCGCUGGGAGUAAGAACACAAAUGGGUGGGGCCCCAUGGACCCAUGUAGUGACUGCGGGGAAGGAGCAAUCAGAUGGUCCACGUGGGAUGUCACAGACUCGCGUCCUAGCAACGUCCUGAUAGUCACCGGGCCUGGUGGGCACGUGAAGGGGGGUGUCAAAGCUUGCGGCCUGGCUGCGGGGUCAAAAGUGUCACCGUUGGUCCCUUGGUCUCGCGUGGACAUAGAAUCCGGGCCCGCACUGGAUGCGCGGCAGUGCCCCCGCGGUCCAGGACCCCGCCCGCCGCACAGAAAGGGGAUUCGGGACGCUCUCUGGCUGCUUGCGCUCACACACGCCGCGUAGACACGUGCCCGCUGCACGCUGGGUAAAUACAGACCCAGAGGCGAGCGGACCCUAAUUUAGACGCCCGGGAACGCUGCGCGCACGCACACGUGUCUCCGACUCGCUGGCACCUUCGUCUCCGCCCCCUCUGUCGCGUGCGGGGGCGGAGCCGGAGGGGGACGAGGGGCGUGGCUGUACCCUCAGCUCUCCUGGGUCAAAAGGGGAAGGAUGAGCGAGCGAGGCAUCCUCACACCCGCCCCCAGCGCUGUGCCGGCCCCAUCCUGCGCUUCCCAAAUCUCUCCCAGCCCGCAAAUCAGUCCCCGCCCCGAGCGGCGCUGGUGGGAGGAGCUAAGUCUGGGGGCGGAGCUCGGACUCCGGCUCAUUAUCAUAGCAUCUCAGCUAGGGAUGGGGUGGGGGUUUGAGAAGGGCAACCCAGCAUCCCCGACCUCCGCGUUGCCGCCGGGGAUGACGCGAGAGCGCGCGUCCGCCCCCAGAAGGCUCCGGGAGACGGGGUCGGCCUCCGUGUAGACCCCGGGGGUCUCUCGCUCCUGCCAGCACGUCUUCACCAAGGCCGAGAGCCUGGCGCACGCUCGCCCUCCCGCCCCCCCGCCGCCUCUGCCGCCGCCCCCUCCUUGGAAACCAAGUUACCAACGUUAAACCAAUCCCCGAGCGCAAGUCUGCCUCCUCCACACCCUACCCGCCGCGCCGUCCUCUAGCCCAGCUCUGCGCUCGCGCUCCCCUCGCCUCCUGCGCUUCCCCCGCGGCGGCGAUGCCAGGGCCCUCGCCAGGGCUGCACCGGGCGCUGCUCGGUCUCUGGGCUGCCCUGGGCCUGGGGCUCCUCGGCCUCUCAGCGGUCGCGCAGGAGCCCUUCUGGGCGGACCUGCAGCCCCGCGUGGCGCUCGUGGAGCGCGGGGGAUCGCUGUGGCUGAACUGCAGCACCAACUGCCCACGGCCCGAGCGCGGUGGCUUGGAGACCUCUCUGCGCCGGAAUGGGACCCAGAGGGGUUUGCGGUGGCUGGCGCGGCAGCUGGUGGACAUCCGCGAGCCGGAGACUCAGCCCGUUUGCUUCUUCCGCUGCGCGCGGCGCACGCUGCAGGCGCGUGGGCUCAUUCGCACUUUUCGUGAGUUCACAGCGGCCACGCUCCUACUCCACGACGUUCCCUCCUCUCCAGGCCCCGCCCCCUGGGUCACUGGGUCCUCCCCUUCAGGCCCCACCUUCUGGAUCCCCAUGCCCUCCCCUCCCGGCCCUGGGGUUCCCCGCGGCGUCCAGCUGAGCCUCGGCGUUUCCAAGAGCGGUGGUUCCCCCCUUGCAGAGCGGCCGGAUCGCGUAGAGCUGGUGCCGCUGCCUGCCUGGCAGCCUGUGGGCGAGAACUUCACCCUGAGCUGUCGGGUCCCAGGCGCCGGGCCUCGCGCGAGCCUCACAUUGACGCUGCUGCGGGGCGCCCAGGAGCUGAUCCGCCGCAGCUUCGCCGGGGAGCCACCCCGAGCGCGGGGCGCGGUGCUCACGGCCACGGUGCUGGCGCGGAGGGAGGACCAUGGGGCCAAUUUCUCGUGCCGCGCCGAGCUGGACCUGCGGCCGCACGGCCUGGGGCUGUUUGAAAACAUCUCGGCCCCCAGAGAGCUCCGCACCUUCGCCCUGUCUCCGGACGCCCCGCGCCUCGCUGCCCCCCGGCUCUUGGAAGUGGGCUCAGAAAGACCCGUGAGCUGCGCCCUGGACGGGCUGUUUCCGGCCUGGGAGGCCGGGGUCUACCUGGCGCUGGGGGACCAGAGGUUGAGUCCAGAUGUCACCCUCGAGGGGGAUGCGCUCAUGGCCACUGCCACAGCCACAGCGAGCGCAGAGCAGGAGGGCGCCAGGCAGCUGGUCUGCAGCGUGACCUUGGGGGGCGAGAGCCGGGAGACCCGGGAGAACAUGACUGUCUACAGCUUCCCGGCGCCGCUCCUGACCUUGAGCGAGCCCAGCGUCCCCGAGGGGAAGAUGGUGACAGUAACCUGCGCGGCGGGGGCCCGAGCCCUGGUCACGCUCGACGGAGUUCCAGCCGCGUUCCCAGGGCAGCCCGCCCAGCUCCAGGUAAACGCCACCGAGGACGACGACAGGCGCAGCUUCUUCUGCGACGCCACCCUCGAGGUGGACGGGGAAACCCUGAGCAAGAACGACAGCGCAGAGCUGCGCGUCCUAUACGCCCCCCGGCUGGACGACUCGGACUGUCCCAGGAGCUGGACGUGGCCGGAGGGCCCGGAGCAGACGCUGCGCUGCGAGGCCCGCGGAAACCCAGCGCCCUCGGUGCACUGCGCGCGGACCGACGGCGGGGCCGUGCUGGCGCUGGGCCUGCUGGGCCCCGUCACCCGCGCGCUCGCCGGCACUUACCGCUGCACCGCGGCCAACGCCCAGGGCGAGGCGGUCAAGGACGUGACGCUGACGGUGGAGUAUGCGCCUGCGCUGGACAGCGUGGGCUGCCCGGAACGCAUCACCUGGCUGGAAGGAACGGAGGCCUCGCUGAGCUGCGUGGCCCACGGGGUCCCGCCGCCCAACGUGAGCUGCGUGCGCUCGGGGGAGGCCCGAGUCAUCGAGGGCCUGCUGCACGUGGCCCGGGAGCACGCGGGCACGUACCGCUGCGAAGCCACCAACGCUCGAGGCUCUGCGGCCAAGAAUGUGGCUGUCACGGUGGAAUACGGACCCAGUUUUGAGGAGCUGGGCUGCCCCAGCAAUUGGACGUGGGUGGAAGGAGCCGGGCGGCUGUUUUCCUGUGAGGUGGAUGGGAAACCACAGCCACAAGUGGAGUGCGUCGGCUCCGGAGGCAGCAGCGAGGGGGUCCUGCUGCCGCUGGCUCCCCCAGACUCUAGUCCCAGAGCUCCCAGCAUCCCUAGCCACCUGGCACCCGGCAUCUACAUCUGUAACGCCACUAACCGGCACGGCUCCAGGGUCAAGACGGUCGCCGUGAGCUCGGAGUCGGCGCCGCAAAUGGAUGAGUCCACCUGCCCAAGUCACCAGACGUGGCUGGAAGGAACCGAGGCUGAGGCGCUGGCCUGCGCCGCCCGGGGUCGCCCCUCCCCACAGGUGCGCUGCUCCCGGGAGGGCGCGCCGCGACCUCAGCGGCUGCGCGUGUCCCGAGAGGAUGCGGGCACCUACCGCUGCCUGGCCACCAACGCGCAUGGCACGGACGCCCGGACCGUCACGGUGGGCGUGGAAUACCGGCCGGUGGUGGCCGAGCUGGCCGCCUCCCCUCCGGGCGGUGUGCGGCCAGGCGGGAACUUCACCUUGACCUGCCGCGCUGAGGCCUGGCCCCCAGCCCAGAUCAGCUGGCGCGCGCCCCCGGGAGCGCUCAACAUCGGCCUGUCGAGCAACAACAGCACGCUGAGCGUGGCCGGCGCCCUGGGCAGCCACGGCGGCGAGUACGAGUGCGCGGCCACCAACGCGCACGGGCGCCACGCGCGGCGCAUCACCGUGCGCGUGGCUGGGCCGUGGCUGUGGGUCGCCGUUGGCGGCGCGGCUGGGGGCGCUGCGCUGCUGGCCGCGGGGGCCGGCCUGGCCUUCUACGUGCGCUCCACCGCCUGCAAGAAGGGCGAGUACAACGUGCAGGAGGCCGAGAGCUCGGGCGAGGCCGUGUGUCUCAACGGCGCGGGUGGCGGCGCGGCCGGGGGCUCGGGCGCUGAGGCGGGAACAGAGGCUGCGGGCAGCGCCGAGGAGGCGCCGGCGGAGGGCGAGGUCUUCGCCAUCCAGCUGACAUCAGCGUGAGCCCGCUCCCCCAUCCCCGCGGGCCGGGGGACGCCCCUCAGACGCACGCGGGGGCUUCUGUAUCGUUUUAUUUAUUUAAUUAUUCGAUUCCAGGGCGUCACCUCAUUUUCCACCCACCCCCCAAACCCUUUUAAAUAAAGUUUUUAUAAAGGA